AUGGCCGACGGUCAACAACAUGCCUAUCACCAUUACAUUCCAGGGAAGAAUUGUAUGAACAUCUACAGAGAAGAGCAGCCAAAAAACUUUACCAUCUCAGGCUGUGUCAGUAAGAAGUCUUACAGGCCUAAAUACUGUGGGUGUGGGUGUGCGUGGCGCGGGACCAUCGCGCUGCAUCCCUACAAGUCCAAGACCAUCGAUGUGGAGUUUAUGUGUCCCAACGGCCUGUGUUCACCUGGCAGGUCAUGUGUCGACAACGCCUGCUUCUGUAACCUCAGCUGCAAGAACCCCAACGACAUCUUCGCCGAGCUGGAGAAUUACUAUGGCUACCCUGAGAUCGUGAACUGAGACAUUUCAAUAAUAAGUCAUACUCUUAUUAUGGGCUCUAUUCAAUCAGAUCUGCUUUGCCAACAUCCGCAUAGCGGUUUUUU
This is a messenger RNA of Salvelinus sp. IW2-2015, 431 nucleotides long. NCBI's taxonomy places the organism in Eukaryota, Metazoa, Chordata, Actinopteri, Salmoniformes, Salmonidae. The record is from RefSeq and is a predicted model, not a curated record.